Messenger RNA from Protopterus annectens (West African lungfish), 5989 nucleotides. It is a transcript of the gene STYK1, whose product is annotated as serine/threonine/tyrosine kinase 1. The transcript has 11 exons. NCBI's taxonomy places the organism in Eukaryota, Metazoa, Chordata, Ceratodontiformes, Protopteridae. Gene Ontology annotation, cellular component: signaling receptor complex. Gene Ontology annotation, biological process: multicellular organism development; protein phosphorylation; cell surface receptor protein tyrosine kinase signaling pathway. Gene Ontology annotation, molecular function: ATP binding; transmembrane receptor protein tyrosine kinase activity. Bases 1336 to 2595 code for a protein of 419 amino acids. The record is from RefSeq and is a predicted model, not a curated record.
GUUCAACCUCCUGUCAAAAAAGCUUUAACACUUGUGGCAUCAUCUACAGAAGCUUUUCUACCAACAAUUCUAAGUGUACAGUUCUUCCAUCCUGACAUGUCUUGUUUGCGUCCAACAGAAACAUUAAGAGAAAAAGAAAAGAAAAGAAAAUUGUGGUGGUGGUUUUAUUGCCCUAAGGUUUUGAAGAGGUAUUUCAAGAUGUUUUAUUUUACUAGGCCCCAAACAACAUUAGUGAGAACAAGACAUUAAGAUCCUAGAUCAAAGGCAUUUGUACUGAAUGUGCGGGUGGGAGACAGGUAAGACACCAUAUAAUAAAAACAAUGAAAGAGAGGCAUGGGAGACAGAAGAAAAAAGGAGAAAAGCAUGAAUAAUACAGGGAGGUGCAGAGGUACAGCGAGAGAGAGAGAGAGAAUGAGUAAGUAUGGGAGGGUUAAACAGAGCUCAACAAACUGAAAGAAUGUUUCAGGAAGAAGCCAGUGAGAGAGAGACGGAGAUAGGUGUGGGACAAGUACAGGAAGACAGUAAGUAAAUGAAAACAAGCUGCAGAGAAACAUCGAUAAGAGGAACAAUAACUUGCUUAAGAAACUGAAACAGUGAAGACGUGAGAGCAAGAAAACAAUGAUCUGUAGUACUAUCUGAAAUGGCUGGUAGCUGAUGUCCCAAAUGAUGAUAAAAACCAGAAAAACUGACAGUUUUCCUCAUAAAUCUGAAUAACAUAUAACAGUCUAAAAAGUGUGUGUGGAAGAAAAAGUUGGCAAUGGACAAAAUUAAAAGAGUCAUAAAGGAGAGAAAAGUAUGCCUUAUUUAAGGAAAAUAAAAAAAAACUUAAGAAUCUCUGAAUUUCUGGGAUAAAAGACUGCAAAGUUAAACAACAUAUGAAAGAUCUGAAUAUUUUAUUUGUGAAGAAGAUACCUCUUAUUAUAGAAAACAAAACACGACUAAACUAUAUACAAUUUAACAGGCAAACAGGACAAGAUUCGGGAAAAGGUAAAGUGAAUGAAAAAGUAUUAUUAUAGUUUUAAAAGACGAGAUGGGAAUUCAUAUCAUCCUUUUUGUUGCUAUUAGCUUUUCCUCCUAUUUUUAAUGUAUUAUGGGAAAAAAUUCCUUCAGCUUGCCACAGACUUUUGAAAAAGUCAGAAAUAAACAGGAAGACUAUCCUCAGAGAAAGGGAGAAGAAAGAAAGCAUUUGUGUGGAAUAUUUUUUUUUGCUAUAUUCUCAUUUUUGCUGCAGGAUAUAUUCUGUACACGCUACACAGUAUAUCUACAAUCAGAUUCUUGUAAAUAUUCCUUCUCGGGGAUUAUCCUGCCGACCUCUGAAAAGUGGAUCAAGCAGAAAUGGAAAGCGAACCAAGGCCCGCUAGUCGUUCUUUGCUGGGGUGCAGCAGUGGAGACAACUUAUGUAUUGUGCGAGAGUAUGAGUAUGAGGUGAUCAUUGUUCCAGUUUUUAUGAUCUUUGUCUUUUUCAUCAUCCUGGGACUUAUUCUUUGGCUGCGGUACCGAAACCAUAAAGAAAUGGAAGAGAUAAAUGAUGGCAAAGAUUCUAGCCGAGGUAUCCAAAGACCAAACACCAGUGAACAUAUAGCUCUGCGAGAGGCUACAGUUGAGGGUGUGCUGAGCUGCAAGGACCCAUAUCUAGAGACAUUUGAAAUACCCAGGGACAGAAUCACUGGUGACCUGCAGAAGAUAAGGACUGGAACAUUUGGUCCCAUAUACAAAGCACAGUUGCUGCCGAAAGAGUCGGAGAAGCAGCAGACUAUCGUUAUUGCAGCUCUGCGAGAUUCUCCAAGUGCACGUGACACACAGCUGUUCCUGGACCGGAUUCGUUUCCAUGCCAAACUGGGAAAACACCCUAACAUUGUGGAUAUGUUGGGCUGCUGUACAGAUCAACUGCCAAUAUACCUUAUUAUGGAGAAUGUGUCAGAGGGUGAUCUGCUCAACUUCUUGUGGACAUGCCGUCGGGAUGUCAUGGCCAUGGACAAGAUACCCUUUGAUAUCACAGAGAAGCAAAUAUUCAGUGUGGCCAUUCAAGUGGUAAAUGGUUUGGAAUAUUUGCACCAGAAAAAACUUCUGCAUGGAGAUGUGGCUGCCCGUAAUGUACUAAUACAUCAUGACUUUACAGCAAAAAUCAGUGGACUCAGCAUUGCCAGUGACAUCUACAACAGGAGCAUGAUCCUGAUGCACCACAAAAUUCCACUGAAGUGGCAGGCCCCAGAGCAUCUGAUGAAGAAGCCAGUGACAGAGAAGAGUGACAUUUGGUCCUUGGGAAUCCUGAUGUAUGAAAUGGUUACUUUAGGAGCUCCACCGUAUCCUGACAUUCCUCCAAGACAAAUUCUUCAGUUCCUUCAGAGAGGACACAGAAUAAAGCGACCACCAACCUGUGGAACCACACUGUACAACAUAAUGAAAUCAUGCUGGGAGUGGAGGGAAACUGACAGACCAACCUAUCCAGAUCUGAAGAAACGUCUAGAAGCGGGCAAAAAGAAUGCCAAUGACAAAAUCGUUUUGCAAGUUCCAGAAGAAGUUGUACCAGAACUGUAUGCUCAGGUAGCUGGACUUGAAGAAUCUUUUUUGAUGGACAACUUCACUAUACUGUGAACCUAGAAAGAACUGGUGGGAGCCCUCUUAGAACUCAGGGACACAGAGAAAGAAGGAAAAAAAAAAACAACAUCCUUAAUUGGAAACACAAUCUGUUUUUGUCUCUCCAGUGGAACAUUACAAUCUGCCUGUAGGAAGCUAAAGGGAACUCUGUACAAUCAAUAAAUAACCUGCUUACAUCUAGUUUUCCUCUGCAUCCAUAAGAUGAUCUUCCUUCAAAUUACUUAGCAGUGCCAAUGAGUUCAACUGCCUGAACUGGAAACAAACAGUUGUCCUAAAGUUACACCACCAAGUCAUCAUUAUAGAUCAAAUACUUGCCAUAAAGAUAUGGACUCAACAGUAAAAAAAGAAUUAAGAAUCCCUUUAAAGUUAACUCCUGCAUUAAAGGCUUUGAACAUCAAGAGUUGCUGUAUAACUCCUGUGGGACAUUCCAUACACGUAGCUGUAUUAUUCAGAUAUCAUUACAAAUGCAGAAAAAUUUUCUAUUUAUGUUUCUUCUUGACUGCAAUCAUAGUGCGAUCACCCUGCAAGUUGCCAGAGUCCUGUCUUCUAUUCACUGCGCCUUGUAUCACUUUUGUAAUUUGGUGGUUCUGCUUUGCACCUUCUGCUACUCACUUUAAUGUUUGUAAUACAUUUUGUGUGUGGGGGGCAGUUGUACAUACAGGUGUGCCUUUAUAAAGUGGAACAUGGUUACCUAUGCUGCUGAGAUAGUUUUCAUGUGUACCAGUAUUAUUCCUACCUUCUUAAAAACCACAGUUUGCAGAUAACAUGAAAAUGAAGCAUUCAGGUUCUUGGCUUUCAUGCUAGGCAUACACAGAGACUCCUUCCUUUCUGCUGUACCCAAGGCCCAGUCUUCUCUGUUAUAAAACUGCUUCUAUAGUGAAAUGAAGGUUUUAUGGGUUUUCAUUUCUGUUUCUGAAGUUCUGCAAUGCAGUUGCAAAUCUUUCUUAGCUGACAGCAAACUGUAUCUUCCACAAAAUGAAAUCAUUAUACUGUGCAGUAUUUCUAAAACUGAUUUUCACUGUAUACAAAAAAUAUAAGACAAAUGUGCAAUAACAUUGUAGGUUACUGUCUGGUAUCCUGAUCAGGAAAUUGUUACAGCACAUUGCACAAUGGCUAGAGGGGUACUUUCUAAUAGGUGAGUUGCAUGUCAUUAGUAUAGGCUAACAUUUUUUCCUAUGUGUAUUGUUUUGUCCAUUGCCUGCUGACCAUCAAGCCAGUGUCACAGCCAAAAAUUUUUUUCCCACUGGGGCAACAGUUCUGUGCCCAUUUGUUCCCUUCUGAGGUAAAAGUAACUGGAGUCUUCUUGCCCAAAAUGAAUAAUAAUGCUCAGUGACAUGGACAUCAGCUAAGCAGCCACGAGGAGAGUCUGGCUGCAGUCACUAACCCCUCCCCCAAGUCAUUAUGUGUGCACCCACAUCACCUAGGGAAUACAUAUCAUCUUCUAUUCAACACAUGCAUGGACAAGGGCUACAAUCUGGCUUGGUUAGCCACAUCACAUGCCCUUCAUGAAACUGGUCUUCUACUUCCUGUGUCAUAGGCCUUUUGCCUUAACAUAAUAGCCAGCCAGGAACCGCAGCAGCCUUCCUCCAGAAUGGGAGAGACAUAAACACCCAUUUCCUAUCUCUUCCUGUCUGCUCCUCUGAUGGCCCAGCUGCUAUACAAAUUCAGGUAAUCUAGGAGCACAAUCAGGGUUUUAUUUCUCUGCACUACAGAGCAGGCCAGCUAUAACAUCAUGCCUACAAAUAGUUUCAAACUGCAACUAAAAUUCCCUAUACCCCACUACACCCCACACCUGGACGCAAUCAACUACACUUUCCAGCAUCAAAAAUAAAAGAAAACAAACAGUACUAAUUUAAUUACUAAAGUAACAACUUAAUCCAUAUUUAGAUGCAACAGAAAAGAUACUUCCAUACACUUUAGUCAAGAAACAAUCUAAUGAGAGACUAUUGCAGAAUUAGCUCAUAUGUAUAGCAUUGUUUACAUCUAACCUUCAUAUGACCUUGCAGCAUUUUCCAAAAAUCCAUAUGAAAAAUUUUCUAAGAAAUAAAAGUUUCCCAUGUGAUUUCUCCUUACAUGCCACAUACUGCCUCUUUCUCCUUUCCAUAUUCUGCCACAUAUCUCUUCCAAUGAUCUUCUUUCUAGAUAAUUAGAAGUAGGAAAGCCUUAACUGUUUUAAUUAAAGCAUGGUACUAAAGCAGAAGAUGUCUGAAACUAUAUAGUUGACUACAUUGAUGCCAAGUGAGAAGGAAUACUCCUGUAAUUCAUUCAGGCAUGAUUUUAUUCAAGCUCUAGACAUGUUGCAGUCCAUAUUUUUGGCACACUUCUUCUAAGUGCAAUAAACUUGGUUCCAUGAUGUAACCUGUACUCAGCAAAGAUUUUUUUUAUUUGACAUGUUAGACUGCAAGCAGCCUGCUAUAUGCGUUAGGCAGUCUAUGUCACUUUAUCGAAUUAACAUAUGACUGAAACUGAAAAGAUCGAGACAGCAAAAUCAAAACUGCAGAACAACGAAUGUUCACAAAAGCAAAACUUACAAGAUCAAAACAAACACAUUCAGUCCAUUACAGGAGAAAUACAUGCCUGUCCCUUUAAACUACACUGUGAUUUACAGCAACUUCUGCAGCAAACAUGGAGCACUUUCCAGAUGAUAAUUGUUCCAGUGAAAUGAUGAACACAGUAUUCUGUUUAGCUUCAAAACAACCUUUUUCUAUAAUUUUGCAGGGGGGGGGGGCAAGCCUUCCUGCACCCACCAUGUAGAGGGCUGUGCCCCCCCACACCCCCUGCAAAUUAUAUAUACCAACUCCAAGAUCACACUACAGUGGGUAAAAGGGUGAAUUUCACGAUCCUCACUGUACCGCAAUCUCCAUUCAAGACCUAUGAGGAUCCAAAAAAAUUCUGUAGCAUCUGCAGUUGGUUCUUUGGUGUCUUGAGUUUUGGGUUUGUGAAUGUUCAAUCUUGUGCCGUUUCCAUAAUGCCAUCUCAUUGUUUUCAAUUUCAGUCAUAUUUUAGUUUGAUAAACUGAAGAAGACCCGCUUUAGAUUAGAACACACCAGUAUAGACCGGAGAGCCAAAAGAAUGCAGACAAACGCAAAUAAGCUGUCACUAGGUCAUAUGCAUUCAGCUUUAACCAAAGUUUGUGGAGUAGUACUGAAACAAAGGAGGUCUCCCUGCCAGUUUCACUGCUGAUUUUCUUUCAGUAUAAGCAGGUAAGCUUCAUUUCAUGUCUGAAAGUAGAUAAACUAGACAAUAACAUGCCUGGAAAUAUUUUGUGUGCUGACAGCAGUUUUGCUCUCUCCAUUCUCCUUUAUACCUGUAAGGGUGUUAAAUUGUUAAGCUCUAAGCUGCUGAUAGAAAAGAUAUCAAUAAAUUAAACAAAUAUUGUGUUACACAGUAA